UGCGCAGAGUUUCCUGACUGGGAGGCUGCUUCUGACAAGGAGUCCGGCGGCACCAGAGGGCGGAAAACCGGACACUGUCUAAUAGGUUCUUCAUCACAUCCCAAAAUGGUAAAGCCAGACAUUCACACUCUGGCGCAUCACCUGAAACAGGAGCGGCUCUAUGUGAACGCUGAAAAGCAGCUUAUUCAGAGGCUAAACGCAGACGUUCUGAAAACUGCAGAGCGCCUCUAUCGUACCUCCUGGAUUUCAAAGCAGCAAAGGAUAAACCUCGACAGGCUCAUUCUCACAAGUGUUGAAGCCUCCCCUGCCGAGUGCUGCCAACAUGCUAAGGUGCUGGAGGACACGCAGUUUGUAGAUGGCUACAAGCAGUUAGGAUUCCAGGAGACCUCGUAUGGAGAGUUCCUGAACCGUCUACGUGAAAACCCACGUCUUAUUGCCUCAUGUCUUGUGGCCGGGGAAAAGCUGAACCAGGAGAACGCUCAAAGUGUCAUUCAUACAGUCUUCACCUCGUUAUAUGGGAACUGUAUCAUGCAGGAGGAUGAGAGCUACCUGCUGCAAGUUUUAAGGUACUUGAUCGAGUUUGAGCUGAAGGAGAGCGAUAACCCACGCCGACUCCUCCGCAAGGGAACAUGCGCCUUCAGCAUUAUCUUCAAGCUUUUCUCUGAAGGACUUUUUUCCGCCAAGCUGUUCCUAACUGCCACUUUACAUGAACCCAUCAUGCAGCUGUUGGUGGAAGAUGAGGACCAUCUAGAGACCGACCCCAGCAAGCUAACGGAGCGCUUCACCCCAGCCCAGCAAGAGAAGCUGUUUGGAGAGAAGGGCAGUGAGCAAUUCAGGCAGAAAGUACAGGAGAUGGUUGAUUCCAAUGAAGCUAAGCUUGUUACUUUAGUGAACAAGUUUAUCGGCUACCUGAAACAAAACACUUAUUGCUUCCCACACAGCCUGCGGUGGAUUUUAUCCCAAAUGUACAAAACCCUGUCCUGUGUCGAAGGACUGGAGGUGGGCGAGGUCAGGUCUAUGUGCACUGACCUGCUCCUGACUUGUUUUAUUUGCCCAGCAAUUGUUAAUCCUGAGCAAUAUGGGAUCAUCUCAGAUGCUCCCAUCAACGAGGUAGCUCGGUUCAACCUGAUACAGGUUGGUCGUCUUUUGCAGCAGUUGGCACUGACUGGGUUUGAGGAGGCAGAUUCACGUGGCAAGAGCAACCUCAGCAAAUUUGACAAAGGGUGUGUGGCUGCCUUCCUUGAUGUGGUCACAGGAGGACGUGCUGUUGAAACUCCACCUUUGUCUUCUGUAAACCUUCUGGAGGGGUUAAGCCGGACAGUUGUAUAUAUGACUUACAGCCAACUUUUCAGUCUGCUUGGCUUCUUGCGCAGUGUCAUCUCUAGUGACCAACUGCGAGAAGAAGAUAGGAUGGCGCUGGAGAAUCUCCUGGCCACAGUGCCCCAGACCAAGACGGGCAAGUGCAGCAACUAUGAGUUAACUCCGUACAGCACCCCACAGCACUCUCCCGCUACCACACCAGCUUGCAGGAAGAACCGCCUGCCUAUUGGGCAGCAGCUGGCAGCCAUGACUGUUUGGGACUCGUCCACCUCGAAUCUCACAGCCCAUAUAAACCUGGUGACCCCGUUUGUCACACGAAGCCGAAGCAAAACCAGCCUCGCUGAACCAGAUCAUGACGGAUCGUCACAGGAAGUGACCCCACAAGGGCAGCCCGAAGAGGUUCUGGUCAUCUCCCUUGGUACAGGACCACAACUCACACCAGGAAUGAUGUCUGAGAAUGAGGUCCUGAACAUGCAACUAAGAGAUGGCGGGCAGGCAGAUGUGCCAGUGGAUGACACCAAGCUUCAAGGAAAGCCAGAUAAGACCCUGCGCUUCUCUCUCUGCAGUGACAACUUGGAGGGUAUAUCAGAAGAAGAGGAAAAUCCGUGUUCAACAGGUCCCUCAAACCGUUCCAACUCUGUGUCCUCGCUGGACCUGGAAGGAGAGUCUGUAUCUGAGCUCGGAGCCGGGCAAACUGGAAGUAAUGGCGUGGAAGCUCUGCAGCUUCUGGAACACGAACAAGCUACCACACAAGAUAACCUUGAUGACAAAUUGCGCAAAUUUGAAAUCCGGGACAUGAUGGGACUGACGGAGGAUAGAGAUAUUUCGGAGACUGUAAGUGAGACCUGGAGUACGGAUGUGUUGGGCAGCGACUUUGAUCCAAACAUCGAUGAAGACCGUAUGCAAGAAAUAGCAGGUACCGCUGCUGAGAACAUGUUAGGCAGCCUCUUGUGCCUACCAGGUUCUGGCCCUUUGCUGCUGGAUCCCUGCACUGGAUCCACUAUAUCUGAGACCACUAGUGAGGCAUGGAGUGUGGAGGUGUUGCCUAGUGACUCGGAAGCUCAAGAUCUGAAGCAGGAAGAGCGGCUGCAGGAGCUGGAAAGCUGUUCGGGGGUGGGUAGCACGUCUGAUGACACUGAGGUUCGAGAAGUCAGCUCCCGGCCUAGCACCCCAGGACUGAGUGUAGUAUCAGGAGUCAGUGCUACAUCUGAGGACAUCCCCAACAAGAUCGAGGAUCUACGAUCUGAGUGCAGCUCGGACUUUGGGGGAAAGGAUUCAGUAACCAGUCCUGAAGGCGAGGAGUCGGUUCAUGGUACUCAUCAUAUCACUUCUCCUCCAACCCAGACUGAAUCCCUGCUGGCCAUGUUCGAUCCUUUAGCCCCAGCAUCCAGCGAAGUACUGAAAUAUCAUCUACACUAUGAUCCCAUGUGUUCAGGGACAGCUGAGCAUGUUCAGGCUUCAACAGCAACAAGGAUGCAGGCUCAGAUGCAGGGAGUGGUACGUCCUAAAGUGCACUAUGCCAGGCCCUCGCAUCCACCGCCUGAUCCACCUAUAAUGGAGGGGACGUGUGCAGGGAAUGAGGCACGGUUACCCACAUUUGGUUCUCACAUCUUAAUUCCCACUGAUUCUGAAGCAUAUAGGCAGAGGCACUCGUGCCCAGAUAGGUUGGUGCGCAGCCGUAGCUCCGAAGUUGCCUCAUCAGUAAGGCGGCCGAUGAGCGACCCAGGCUGGGUCCGUAGAGGAGGGAAUGAGGAGCGGGAGCUGCCUCCAGGUUCCGCUAUGUUAGUAGCUUCCACGCUUAUCAAUGCAUCGCAGUCUUCAUCCUCAUCCCCCAGCAAGGACUCUUCUAGGGGAGAGCCAGAAGAAAGGAAAGACAGCGACGAUGAGCGAUCAGACCGGAACAGGCCGUGGUGGAGGAAGCGGUUUGUGUCUGCGAUGCCAAAAGCUCCCAUCCAGUUCAGGAAAAAAGAGAAGCCAGAUAAAGACAAGGAUGACUUUGGAACAGACAGAUUCACUCUUCAGGAUGAUGCAGUCACGAGACUCAGCUCCCAAUCUCAGGCAGCAGAGGACAUCCUGGAUAAAUACAGGAACGCCAUGAAAAGGACAAGUCCCAGCGACGGAGCUUCUGUGCCGUAUGACGGAGCAGAUGUUGUUGAUGGAGAGAGCGUCCAUGAUUCUCAACGUGAUGAAACGCUACAAAACAUGACAUCAGAUGAUGUCCCAGACUCUGCCAGCCAAGCAGCCCACCCCCAGGAAUCCCCUUUCUCUUAUAGGGAUGCUAAGAAGAAGUUACGCAUGGCUCUGUGCUCUGCCGAUUCUGUUGCCUUCCCAAUGGUGUCCCACUCCACGCGGAACGGGCUGCCUGACCACUCGGACCCAGACGACAAUGAGAUUGUGUGUUUCCUGAAAGUACAGCUGGCAGAGGCCAUAAACCUCCAGGACAAAAAUUUGAUGGCGCAGAUCCAGGAAACCAUGCGCUGUGUGAGCCGCUUCGACAGUCGCACCUGCAGCAAACUCCUGGCGUCUAUAGCAGAGGAUUACAGAAAAAGAGCUUCGUACAUUGCUUAUCUGACCAGAUGUCGGCAAGGUCUUCAGACAACCCAGGCGCACCUCGAACGGCUACUACAGAGAGUCCUGCGAGAUAAGGAAGUGUCCACGCGAUACUUCACUACAGUCUGCGUACGGCUGCUGCUGGAGAGCAAAGAGAGGAAUAUUCUGGAGUUCAUCCAAGACUUUCAGAAGCUGACGGCUGCUGAUGAUAAGACUGCACAAGUAGAAGAGUUUCUGCAGUCCCUCUAUGGAGCAAUGGCGCAAGACGUCAUCUGGCAGAAUGCUAGCGAGGAGCAACUACAAGAUGCACAGACUGCUAUAGAACGGAGCGUGAUGAACCGCAUCUUUAAGCUGGCUUUCUACCCCAACCAGGAUGCAGACAUACUGCGGGAUCAGGUGUUGCAUGAACACAUCCAAAGAUUAUCAAAAGUUGUUACAGCCAAUCACAGAGCGCUUCAGAUUCCAGAGGUGUAUCUGAGGGAGGCACCAUGGCCGUCUGCUCAGGCUGAGAUUCGCACACUCAGUGCCUACAAGACCCCACGAGAUAAGCUGCAAUGCAUCAUGCGAAUGUGCUCAACAAUCAUGAAUCUCUUGAGUCUGGCCAAUGAGUACUCUGUCCCCGGAGCAGACGACUUUGUCCCUGUGCUGGUGUUUGUGCUCAUUAAGGCCAACCCCCCCUGCCUCCUGUCAACCGUACAAUACAUCAACAGCUUCUACGCAAACCGACUGAGCGGCGAAGAGUCCUACUGGUGGAUGCAGUUCACAGCCGCUGUGGAAUUUAUCAAAACAAUCGACGACCGCAAGUAACCUAACGCACACUGGCUGUAUAAAGAGAAGAACAGAACCGUUGCGUAUCAGGAGCCGGCGCCAAGGACUCCUUGUAUCAUACUGUACAGAGAGAAGGGAGUGGUUUAACCCUUUCACUGCCUGGGGGACCUCAAGCAAAAAAAAAAAACUUAUAGGCUCCUCUGGCAAUGAAAGUUUUAAGCGUUUUCCACUUAUUUACUGUGUUUAAAAGAAAAAAAAAUAUUGCUUUAUUUUCAAUGGGAUGUUCCCCCCCCCCCCAUCCUAAAAAAAAACCCUGCUAGAAUCUGAGCACUUUCAACACCACCACGUGUAAUGCUGCAACAUUUUAAUAGAAAUCUUUACUAAACUGAGAAUAUCAUUUAUCUGCAGGUGUGGAUUUUUAUUUUCUUUCAUUUUCUUUCCUUAGAGUUCACCAACAGAAAAAAAAGGGACCACAAUUUUGAGUAUUUUUUUUUAGCAUUUUAGAACACUUAGUAGCAAAUAACACAUUGUUUUGGGAUUUUUUUUUAACAGUAGUGUAAUACAAUCGGGUCUAUAGGAUUCUUUGGGAAUAAUUUUAAAGUGGAAGAUUAAUCUGGUUUGCCAUCAAGCACGACAUGAAAAAAACAAACAUGGCAGCUCCAAUGUCACUGCAGGUCACUAUUUUAUAGGAUUAUUAAUAACAAGUUUGUAUUUUGCCAAGUAAUUUAUCUGUUACAGCUCCCGUCCAGUGGGUUUCUAUUAAAACGUUUGGGAAGGGAUUAUUACAGAAUGUAGAGGUCUGUUUCAUUAGCAAGUAUUCCAGUUACUGUCAGAUAGCGUUCUUAAAUAGCAGCACAAAUCUGUAUUUAAAAAUAACUUGAUAAGAUUCAACAUCCAUUUUUUUUCUUGUCACUACUGGGGGAAAAAAAUUGAUAAUCAAAUUAUUUCAGGAAUUCUGGAACUGCUGUGUUGUAAAUUGAGGAGUCGGCUACAUAGGGUCGCCAUUUGCUGCUGCAAAGGCAGCUUUUCUAUGUAAUUUAUGAAGUGUUACAAAAUAAAUGUAAAAAGUCUAAAGAUUAAUUAGGAAAAAAAGCCAUUGCAUGGCCUCAGAUCAAUUUAGACGAGCCUGGUAUCUCCUCGUGCUUGUCUUUUGUAUUAGAUUGGAGUUGCUGCUUCUGAUUAUAUAUUGCAAAUAUAUACUUUAUCAUUUGCUUUCAUAAAACCAAUUUUUUUUUUUUAUAAUGCAGCUGCAAAUGAGUUUAUUUAUUGAAGAAGCCGUUAACAUUUACUGGAAAACAAUGAAUUCUGUUCCAGCUAAAGACAAGGGUGGCUGUUUUUAACAAAACUUCAAAUCUGUUAUUUUUUUUAAUUAUUGAGCUAGAAAUCCUCUCUUUUUCGGUUGUUACAGUCCACGGCAAUAACUGCGGGCUCUUCAGAUAUCAGAAAUUGAUGUUUCCUGAGCUAAUUAGCAAAAUAGUGCCUCAUUUUAUUUAUUAGCUAUAUUAGACAAGAGUAUUAGUAUCAUGUGCCCGUGUUGGCAGAGCAAUAUGUGCAGCUGGCUGUAUACCUGUCUGAUGGGCACAACGCAGCCAUUUUUGGCUAUAUGGUUUUAAUGAAUAGACUUCUGGAACUGCAUAGUUUGCACAGGCAUGGAGGCAAAUGGGGGGACAAAUGGUACAAGAUAGGUUUGUGUUCAGCUCUAGUGACGUCUCACAAAGCAGAUCUCUGCAAAUGGCAGCUAACCCAAGCGCAUCUGCCAGUGGUAGCAGGACGACGAUUAAAUAACCACACUUUUUAGCACUGGUGACCUUUAUGGUAAUAAAUCAAAGACUGCAGUCCUCUAGUUCAGUGCUGUCAAAUAGAACUAAUUUUUAUGAGAUUGCUGCUUAAAAAACAAAAACUGGAAUCUGACGUCUUUGCAAAUAUCAAAUAACACCUUGACUGCUAGACUGCUGACCUCUCUGGUAGAGAGUGGGUUAAUUGCGCCCGUACAGAGCACUGCAUUGCUCUGGCAAAGGCUAUAGACUGAGAGGCUAAAUAUUCAGAACUGUACCUUAAAGAUCUAUUGUAUGUUAUACUAUAAGAUCUUUACCGAUCAGUAACACAGGUGAUGGGGAACCUCCAGCUGCACAGGGUUUACAUUUAGACAUAGUCUAUUCAGUAACCUUGCUUUUUUUUGCUGUAAAAUAUAUUCCUUUUUAAUUAUUCUUAUGAAAUAAAAACUGACAGGGGUA
This is a messenger RNA of Bombina bombina (fire-bellied toad), 6872 nucleotides long. RefSeq names its product GTPase activating protein and VPS9 domains 1 (gene GAPVD1). Gene Ontology annotation, cellular component: endocytic vesicle; cytosol. The coding region runs from base 106 to 4677 and encodes 1523 amino acids. The transcript has 28 exons. Gene Ontology annotation, molecular function: guanyl-nucleotide exchange factor activity; small GTPase binding. The record is from RefSeq and is a predicted model, not a curated record. NCBI's taxonomy places the organism in Eukaryota, Metazoa, Chordata, Amphibia, Anura, Bombinatoridae. Gene Ontology annotation, biological process: regulation of GTPase activity; vesicle-mediated transport.